Molecule: messenger RNA, 824 nt
Organism: Indicator indicator
Lineage: Eukaryota; Metazoa; Chordata; Aves; Piciformes; Indicatoridae
Gene: LMO3
Product: LIM domain only 3
Exons: 4
Coding region: 111-548 (145 amino acids)
Biological process (GO): positive regulation of transcription by RNA polymerase II
Cellular component (GO): nucleus
Molecular function (GO): DNA-binding transcription factor binding; transcription coactivator activity
Source: RefSeq, a predicted model, not a curated record
UUCCCCAAACAAUGCUUCUUUUUGACCUUUCCCAAGGAGAAGAGCUACAAAGCAGCCACUGUGCUUAUUGAACUGCCUCCCCUGUAUCGCUUAAUUGAGAAGGUAUACAAAUGCUCUCAGUCCAGCCAGACACCAAGCCGAAAGGUUGUGCUGGCUGCAACCGUAAGAUUAAAGACCGAUAUCUUCUAAAGGCCCUGGACAAAUAUUGGCAUGAAGACUGCUUGAAAUGUGCCUGCUGUGACUGUCGCCUGGGGGAGGUGGGCUCUACCUUGUACACCAAAGCCAACCUUAUCCUUUGUCGCAGAGACUACCUGAGGUUAUUUGGUGUUACAGGAAACUGUGCUGCCUGCAGUAAACUCAUACCUGCUUUUGAGAUGGUGAUGAGAGCAAAGGACAAUGUUUAUCACCUGGACUGUUUUGCAUGUCAACUUUGUAAUCAAAGAUUUUGCGUCGGAGACAAAUUUUUCCUGAAGAACAACAUGAUUCUGUGCCAGACAGACUAUGAGGAAGGUUUAAUGAAAGAAGGUUAUGCACCCCAGGUUCGCUGAUCUGCUGCCACGCCGUUAAGAAUAGAAAGCACUAUGUUCUUUUAUCUUUCCUGCUCAACCUGUAUAUAAGAAAUGGCACAGGAACCUACUGAAUAGCAUAGAUAUAGGGAGACAGAAUGGUUGCGUGAAAUAAAAGGGCGGACUGCAUCUGUAUCUAGUGAAAAUUGCUCCAGUUCAGAGUUGAAUGUUAAUUAAAAAAGGUACUGUACAUACAGCUGGAUUCUUUUUGCUUGCUCUUGGGGUUGUUUUGUUUGUUUGUUUUAGUUUUGUUUUGGG